CUUCGGUACUCGUAUAGAUACUAGAUUACUAAUCUAGUGGGAAAAAUUAGUGAAGUUCAUAACUAAGUAAACUUUGUGAAACGUAUCAAUUUCCUGAAGAUUUUGAGCUUUUAAUAUUUUAUAAGCAACGAUUUCUUUUAAAUAAAUGGCCACUCUUGAGGAUAAGUCUCUUUGGGAAGAUGGAGAGGAAGCCUUGGGUGAAGAUGUUUGGAGAAUGUCUACAGAUGAAAUUGUAUCGCGUACACGUUUAUUAGAUAAUGAAAUAAAAAUUAUGAAAAGCGAAGUAAUGCGUAUUUCUCAUGAACUUCAGGCACAAAAUGACAAAAUUAAAGAGAAUACAGAAAAAAUUAAAGUAAAUAAAACUCUGCCAUAUUUAGUAUCUAAUGUUAUAGAGUUAUUAGACGUGGAUCCUCAAAAUAUGGGAGAAGAAGAUGGAGCAGUUGUCGAUUUAGAUGCACAAAGGAAAGGCAAAUGUGCAGUUAUUAAAACCUCCACUCGUCAAACAUAUUUUCUACCUGUAAUUGGAUUGGUUGAUGCUGAAGCUCUAAAACCUGGCGAUUUAGUUGGUGUCAAUAAAGACAGCUAUCUUGUUCUUGAAACAUUGCCUGCUGAGUAUGAUGCAAGAGUAAAGGCUAUGGAAGUGGAUGAAAGACCUACGGAGCAAUAUUCAGAUAUCGGUGGCUUGGAUAAACAAAUUCAAGAAUUGAUAGAAGCUGUUGUUUUACCUAUGACGCACAAGGAGAAAUUUGAAAAUCUUGGUAUUCAACCUCCCAAAGGUGUAUUGCUGUAUGGACCACCAGGAACUGGUAAAACAUUGUUAGCUAGAGCCUGCGCUGCGCAAACGAAAUCUACUUUCUUGAAAUUAGCUGGGCCUCAACUAGUUCAGAUGUUUAUCGGAGAUGGCGCAAAAUUAGUAAGAGAUGCAUUUUCUCUUGCGAAAGAGAAGGCACCUGCAAUUAUUUUCAUAGAUGAAUUGGACGCAAUUGGAACAAAACGAUUCGAUUCUGAGAAAGCUGGUGACAGAGAAGUACAACGUACUAUGUUGGAAUUAUUGAAUCAAUUGGAUGGAUUUAGUUCUACCGCGGAUAUUAAAGUAAUAGCAGCUACAAACAGGGUAGAUAUUUUAGAUCCAGCUUUACUCAGAUCUGGUCGUUUGGACAGAAAAAUAGAAUUUCCGCAUCCAAACGAAGAGGCUAGAGCUCGUAUUAUGCAAAUUCAUUCGCGAAAAAUGAACAUGUCUCCGGAUGUUAAUUUCGAAGAAUUGUCAAGAUCAACCGACGAUUUCAAUGGUGCCCAGUGUAAAGCUGUUUGUGUGGAAGCGGGUAUGAUAGCGUUAAGACGCAACGCAACAGCAGUUACACACGAAGAUCUAAUGGAAGCUAUUAAUGAAGUUCAGGCAAAGAAGAAGGCUAAUCUCAACUAUUAUGCUUAAUCUGCUUUAUUCAAAGAUUUAUUUAUUAAGAUACAUUCUAUGAUAAAUGACGAUAAGAACUGUAAUAAUUGUAAACGGAACUAAAUUUCAAUAAGAUGAUCUCGUUUGUAAAAUAAAUAGCAACACGAGCAUGUUAAAA
Frieseomelitta varia is the source of this 1571-nucleotide messenger RNA. RefSeq names its product 26S proteasome regulatory subunit 6A-B (gene Rpt5). Gene Ontology annotation, biological process: proteasome-mediated ubiquitin-dependent protein catabolic process. Lineage: Eukaryota; Metazoa; Arthropoda; Insecta; Hymenoptera; Apidae. The transcript is spliced from 3 exons. Gene Ontology annotation, molecular function: ATP binding; proteasome-activating activity; ATP hydrolysis activity. The record is from RefSeq and is a predicted model, not a curated record. The coding region runs from base 146 to 1432 and encodes 428 amino acids. Gene Ontology annotation, cellular component: proteasome regulatory particle, base subcomplex.